GGCGGCCCCCUGGAGCCUAACCCGGUCGAAGUCGCCUGAGUCACGGGCCCCGCCCUACCAAGCCGGACACAGCCAGAGGCCCGGGAGCUGCGCAGACGAGCGGACCAGCGGACGUGUAAGAGCCCGGGCCAGACUCCCCCUGUAAUCCGUAAUCCCGGCCCUUACGGCCCUCAGACCCUAAAGUCCCGGCCUCUAGAUCCUUGCUCCCAAUUCUAAUGGGAAACCCCGUUAUCUUGGGCCCGGGGCUUACACCCAUGAUCUUAGACUGGAGCCCACAGACCCAGCGGUGACACUGUAAUCCCGCUGCCAGGAGUACGUAAAUCUUCAAGCCCACAUUCUGAAUUUCCAAAACCCUGUCCCGGGGCCUCCAGGCCGAGAAUCUGAUCCACGCCCCUGACCCAUAGUCCAGUUCUUGGGCUCUGGGGCUCAGAUUCUGGCGCCCAGACACGUCCAGGAUGCCUUAUACCAACUUGGGGCCUCCGAGAACCCCACCAGACCUGGACCCUUACCCUUAAUGAUGCCUAUGUGUAGACUCAAUCCAGGAUCCCUCAAGUCUGACGGGGACCCUUUGAAUCUGGAGUGGGUUUUAUACAUAAUCCUCCGUCCCUAUCGCACGCACCCGAGAACUGCUCUCCCUCAGAAGCUCAGACCCCAUCCCGAAUGGACUCUUCAAGCCCCAGACAGGUCAUAUUACUGCCCACGUCCAGCUGCCAGAAAUGUGUAUUUUUGUGGGGAGAGGCGGACUUGGGGCGAGGAGGCCAUCUGACCUCUUCUUUCCUCCUUAGGAACCUUGAGUUGUAGCCAUGUUCCUAGUUAACUCGUUCUUGAAGGGCGGCGGUGGCGGCGGCGAGGGAGGCGGGGGCCUGGGCGGGGGCCUGGGGAAUGUGCUCGGAGGCCUGAUCAGCGGGGCCGGCGGCGGCGGCGGCGGCGGCGGCGGCGGCGGUGGUGGUGGAACUGCCAUGCGCAUCCUGGGCGGGGUCAUAAGCGCUAUCAGCGAGGCGGCUGCGCAGUACAACCCAGAGCCCCCGCCCCCACGAACCCAUUACUCCAAUAUCGAGGCCAAUGAGAGUGAGGAGGUCCGGCAGUUCCGGAGGCUAUUUGCCCAGCUGGCGGGAGAUGACAUGGAGGUCAGCGCCACAGAACUCAUGAACAUUCUCAACAAGGUCGUGACCCGACACCCUGAUCUGAAGACUGAUGGUUUUGGCAUUGACACAUGUCGCAGCAUGGUGGCCGUGAUGGAUAGUGACACGACAGGAAAGCUGGGUUUCGAGGAAUUCAAGUAUUUGUGGAACAACAUCAAAAAAUGGCAGGCUAUAUACAAACAGUUUGAUGUUGACCGUUCAGGGACCAUUGGCAGCAGUGAACUCCCAGGGGCCUUUGAGGCAGCAGGGUUCCACCUAAAUGAGCAUCUCUACAACAUGAUCAUCAGACGCUACUCGGACGAGGGAGGAAACAUGGAUUUUGACAACUUCAUCAGCUGCCUGGUCAGGCUAGAUGCCAUGUUCCGUGCCUUCAAAUCUCUUGACAAAGAUGGCACUGGACAAAUUCAGGUGAACAUCCAGGAGUGGCUACAGCUGACUAUGUAUUCCUGAAUGGGAUCCCCAGACCUCUCCCCUCAUCACCUCGCUGCAGGAGUCACUUUGGACUCUUCAGUCUCUCCCAGGGCCGGACCUGUCUGCAGUCAUGUCUUCACGGGUCCUGCUGACCUACCAGCCUUUCCGUCUUCUCCUAGCCGUUGGCACCUAGCUUCUUAGUCAACAGCCAGGUCCCACUUGUCCCAACAUGCCAUGUCCCAAGUCACCCCUGGCUCUAAGACACUCUUAACACACCCUGCCCCACGGGUCACCCCACACCCAACACACCCAUCUCACACCCACUCCAUAACCCUUCUAGUGCAUCUGUGCCAAGCCCAACACUUGUAUUGCUUCUACUCCCCAAGGGCCCUUCUCUAAGUUCUAGGAGAAUCACUCCAGUCCCUAUGCACCUGGCACACCUGUUCACAGUUACCACCCAGAAGGAGGCAGCAGAACUCCAGGCCAUAACAGGCCCACAUCCCCCAGUGCCUUUGCUCCCAGCCUGCCAAGCCCAGGAAGAAAUAAAUGUACCCCAGUUGCUGCUCUCUGA
Hipposideros armiger (great roundleaf bat) is the source of this 2124-nucleotide messenger RNA. RefSeq names its product calpain small subunit 1 (gene CAPNS1). Gene Ontology annotation, cellular component: calpain complex. The coding region runs from base 804 to 1592 and encodes 262 amino acids. Lineage: Eukaryota; Metazoa; Chordata; Mammalia; Chiroptera; Hipposideridae. The transcript is spliced from 10 exons. The record is from RefSeq and is a predicted model, not a curated record. Gene Ontology annotation, molecular function: calcium ion binding.